Musa acuminata AAA Group (dessert banana) is the source of this 1117-nucleotide messenger RNA. RefSeq names its product tetraspanin-10-like. Gene Ontology annotation, biological process: auxin-activated signaling pathway. The transcript has 12 exons. The coding region runs from base 120 to 971 and encodes 283 amino acids. Gene Ontology annotation, cellular component: plasma membrane; plasmodesma. Lineage: Eukaryota; Viridiplantae; Streptophyta; Magnoliopsida; Zingiberales; Musaceae. The record is from RefSeq and is a predicted model, not a curated record.
UCCACGGCAUCGUCUUUUGCCCUCAUCACACACACUCUUCAUCCCUUCUUCUUCUGAUCUGCUUUGUCUUCUAGCAAAAGCCCUCGUUGCAAGGGGGAAGCGGAAAGGGUGGGGGAACCAUGAGCACGGGAACGAGCACCUUCGUCAUCAGGUGGAUCAACUUUUUCUCCAUGAUACUAGCAAUAGCAGUUAUUUGCUUUGGAAUAUGGAUGAGCAUCCACCAUGAUGAGUGCCGAAAGUCCUUGACCCUCCCUGUCAUGGGUCUCGGUGCAUUGAUUCUUUUAGUAUCCUUGAUAGGUUUCCUGGGUGCUUGGAAAAAUGUUGCAGUUCUGCUGUGGGUGUAUCUUGUCAUGUUGUGCUUGAUUUUGAUUGCAAUUAUGGUCUUCACCGUGCUGGCAAAUAUUUUAUAUCAGCAGAACGAUACACUUGGAAAAAUCAUAUGGUUCAUCAUAACAAAUAGUGGUUCAGGUCAUGCUGUAGCUGGUCUGAGGUACAAGGAGUAUCAUCUUCAAGAUUAUAGUUCUUGGUUCUUCAAGCAGCUCAACAAUACCAAAACCUGGAGACACUUGAAAAGUUGCCUUGUCAAGUCUGAGGAUUGCAAUAGUUUGCCAAAAAAAUACAAGACUCUGAAGGAGUAUAAACUGGCACAACUUAGCCCCAUCGAGGCUGGCUGCUGUAGGCCACCAUCAGAGUGUGGAUAUCCUGCCGUAAACGCCUCCUAUUAUGACCUGACCUAUCAUCCUGUUAGCACAAACAAGGACUGCAAACUUUAUAAAAAUUCAAGAAGUAUCAAGUGUUAUGACUGUGACUCUUGCAAGGCUGGAGUUGCUCAAUACAUGAAGACAGAAUGGAGAGUGGUUGCAAUUUUUAACCUGAUUCUUUUUGUUGUAUUGUCUAUUGUGUACUUUGUUGGUUGCUGUGCGAGAAGGAAUGUCUCAAGAAGUCACUCAGUGAAAGCAAGAGGCCGAUGAUCUCUCACAUUGUUCACCCUGUGGGGAAGAUAGUUCACUAGAUUAGUUGAGAACCCUGAUGUAUUUUGCAGUUGAACAUCAAAAACAAGAUUGAGCGUGAUUCUAUUUCAUUCAUCAUUUUGAUUAUUAUUGGUUCUUUUAAUCAA